AUGCGUAGGAUUUUUUCAGAUUAUGCAACUUCUCGAAAGCUUGGUCCGAGCUAUCGUGCACUUCCUGAUUCAUACGAGAAGCCACUUUGCUCCGGACGUACACCACUGUGUGAUUCUGUUCUCAACGAUAGAUGGGUUUCGUUCCCAUCCUGGUCAUCCGAGGAGAGCUCCUGUGUACUUCCCAAGAAAACAGAAUUCGAAGAAUUCAUGUUCCGCACCGAUGAUGAGCGCUAUGAGCUGGACAUUAUCAUUGAAAUAAACAAGACAGUACUGGAUCUUCUACUAGCGGCAGAGGCCCGGAUGUCAAAUAUGACCAAAGAACAGUUAAGCAAGUUCCAGUUGAAUGAAGCUUUGAACGGUGAUUCACCAGCAACAGUGCGAAUGGCCUUAAAAAGAAUUUAUGGUGAACAUGCGCAUAAAAUGCUGGAAAGCCUUAUGCAAAAUCCACAAAUUUUGGUACCAAAAUUGAUCGAUCGAAUGCAAAAAAAGGACGAGGAAUGGCGUACGUUACGGGGAAAGUGUAACAAAGUUUGGCGUUGUGAAACUGAAAAAUAUUAUGCAAAAAGCCUCAGCCAACAGUCAUUCACAUUCAAACAGCGUGAUUACAAGAGGCUUCGACCCAGAAAUAUCAUCAGCCAAUACGAGAACUGGUACGAAGAACGUGCUGAUUCACUGGAAGAGGGUAUUGUGGAAAUUGGCCCGCACUGUAUUUUUACAUACCCAGAGGAUAUGAAUCUACUCUAUGAUGCCAGUGAUUUGAUGAUAUACUAUUUGAAACGACGGCCAAAUAUUCCGAGGGAUGAGAAGCGGGGCAUGGAGCAUUUUCUGAAGCAUUUCAUCCCAGAAAUGUUUAAUAUUCCGGAACAAAAAUUGAUCGACGAAGUAGUUAUUUCCGAAGACUACCCUUCUACUGCACCUGAAGCAGUCGUUGAGGGUCGACGAUCGAAGAGGAUUGCCAAAAGUGUGCCGUCAGACGGGAGCGCCGCAGAGCAAAGUGAUGAGCCACCGGAAAAAGACUUGAGCAGGUCAUGCUCAUAUCGUCUUUUUUACGGCACCAAUGCCUGGUGUGUCUUUAUCGAGCUUCAUCAUUUGUUAUGCUCACGUCUGGCAACACUGAAGAAGAAACAUCAGGAACUCAUUGCAAAUCAUGAGGUAGAAGAACGCUUACACUUGAAACGCCAGGAAAUCAUAGAACGUGCAUAUGCAGAGAGAGGAGCGGAUUUGACGAAAUCUGCAGGAAGGAUUUUCUCGCAGCAUCUGAAGCCGGAUAUUUCUACUCCCAAAAACUACUACACUCGUUUGAUCAAAGCGCUAAAACAACGUCUAGAUGGCACCGUUGACAAUGAUGCUUUCGAGGAGAUCGUUAGGUGA
Molecule: messenger RNA, 1371 nt
Organism: Gongylonema pulchrum
Lineage: Eukaryota; Metazoa; Nematoda; Chromadorea; Rhabditida; Gongylonematidae
Source: the annotation of a GenBank genome assembly